AUGUCCAGCGCCCUCAUUCAGCUCCCCCAAAUCCAAACCUCCAACAAAGCGCUCCUCUCUGCAAUCGAGGCGCAUCCCGCCUUUCCAGCACAGCAGCAGGCGCGCUCGGGCAAAGUCUACUUCAUGCACGACUUUGCCGCUCGCACAGACGCCAUGUUCGACAGCAUCCUGAACGAUGCACCCGCACCCGACACCCCGGCCACAAGAGGUUCCGUACCCCAGGCCAAACCGAGUACCAUGACGGCUGGCCAGAGAGACGAGUUGAAGAGCGACGCCAUAGGGCGCUGUAUGAUGCUGCAUUCCAUGAUUACAGACACUACGGGCAUGACGAGUACCAUGUUUGGCGAGCAGCCUGGCAGGGGCGUAGAUCUGGGCGAUGCCGUCAAAAGGGCGAGCGAGGCGCUUGUGAGAGUCAUUGAGAGUUGA
Messenger RNA from Ascochyta rabiei, 426 nucleotides. RefSeq lists its product as uncharacterized. Bases 1 to 426 code for a protein of 141 amino acids. The record is from RefSeq and is a predicted model, not a curated record. Lineage: Eukaryota; Fungi; Ascomycota; Dothideomycetes; Pleosporales; Didymellaceae. The transcript has 2 exons.